Molecule: messenger RNA, 2803 nt
Organism: Psammomys obesus (fat sand rat)
Lineage: Eukaryota; Metazoa; Chordata; Mammalia; Rodentia; Muridae
Gene: S1pr2
Product: sphingosine-1-phosphate receptor 2
Exons: 2
Coding region: 167-1222 (351 amino acids)
Biological process (GO): sphingosine-1-phosphate receptor signaling pathway
Cellular component (GO): membrane
Molecular function (GO): sphingosine-1-phosphate receptor activity
Source: RefSeq, a predicted model, not a curated record
GGGUCCCCAACUCCGGGACAUAGACCGAGCCCAGCCAGCAGCUUCCAAAAGCACCCACUGCCUGUCCUGAGGCGCAGACGCCGGGGCCACUCAGGCCAGGGCAGGGACCCCGGCCGGCCUACCUAGUUCCCAGCCCCAUGGCCCCAGCCGGCCACUGAGCCACACCAUGGGUGGCUUAUACUCAGAGUACCUCAAUCCUGAGAAGGUUCUGGAACACUACAAUUACACCAAGGAGACGCUGGACAUGCAGGAGACCCCCUCCCGCAAGGUGGCCUCAGCCUUCAUCAUUCUCCUGUGCUGUGCCAUCGUGGUGGAGAACCUUCUAGUGCUAAUUGCAGUGGCAAGAAACAGCAAGUUCCAUUCGGCGAUGUACCUGUUCCUUGGCAACCUGGCAGCCUCCGACCUGCUGGCAGGGGUGGCCUUCGUGGCCAACACCUUGCUCUCAGGACCUGUUACUCUGUCACUGUCUCCCUUGCAGUGGUUUGCCCGAGAGGGUUCGGCCUUCAUCACUCUCUCUGCCUCAGUCUUCAGCCUCCUGGCCAUUGCCAUCGAGAGACAAGUAGCCCUCGCCAAGGUCAAGCUUUAUGGCAGUGAUAAAAGCUGUCGAAUGUUGAUGCUCAUUGGGGCUUCGUGGCUGAUCUCGCUGAUUCUGGGUGGCUUGCCCAUCCUAGGCUGGAACUGUCUGGACCAUCUGGAGGCCUGCUCCACUGUCCUGCCCCUCUAUGCCAAGCACUACGUGCUCGGCGUGGUCACCAUCUUCUCUGUUAUCUUAUUGGCUAUCGUGGCGCUGUAUGUCCGAAUCUACUUUGUAGUCCGCUCCAGCCAUGCCGACGUUGCUGGCCCCCAGACCCUGGCCCUGCUCAAGACGGUCACCAUCGUACUGGGUGUUUUCAUCAUCUGCUGGCUGCCGGCUUUUAGCAUCCUUCUCUUAGACUCUGCCUGUCCCGUCCGGGCUUGUCCUGUCCUCUACAAAGCCCAUUAUUUUUUUGCCUUUGCCACCCUCAACUCACUGCUCAACCCUGUCAUCUAUACAUGGCGUAGCCGGGACCUUCGAAGGGAGGUGCUAAGGCCCCUGCAGUGCUGGCGUCGGGGGAAGGGGGUGACAGGUAGAAGUGGGGCCCCUGGCCACCGGCUCCUGCCCCUCCGCAGCUCCAGCUCACUGGAGAGAGGCUUGCACAUGCCCACAUCGCCCACAUUUCUGGAGGGUAACACAGUGGUCUGAAGGGAAAGGGUGAACUGAUAGAUAAGCGAGCCACAGAGAGCUCUGUGGGGAGAGACCAGGUGACCUCACAGUGUCCCUCAGCGCCACAGGCCCGGUUAACUGACCACAGCUCAUAGGUCAGGUAGCCAAUGGAGGCGCUGACUAAUCAGAUUAUAGUACUGUGACCGUGGGGACCAUUGAGAGUCUAGCGAGCGGGACAGCAGGCUGGAGCUUAGGGCUAGAGCAUUUACGAAUUGGUACAAAGGGUGUCAUCGUCCUGUCCUGCCUUCCAGCCACCUGGCUCUCUCUUCCUGCCUCCUUUUAGGAGCCUCUCCAGGUAGCCGUGGCUGGCCUACAACUUGCUGUGCAGCCCAGGCUGGCCUGGAACUCACAGAGCUCCGCCUGCCCCUCCCUCCUGAGUGCUGGGAUUUUUAAAGCUAUGGACCACCACACCCAGCUCCUGCCACCUUCCACCAACAACCUUAGACCACUUCUUGGGGAAACACUGUCCCCAGGGGGCCCAAGGCUUCCUCCCUGUCUAUCCGAGGCCUAAAUCCACAGCUUCCCCAAUUUCAUCAACUCUGCUACUUCUUCUUCCCUUUCCUUUCAUGUUCAAGGAAAGGAAGCCACUGUGGGGGCAGGGAGGAGCCCUGGAAUGCCAGUCUCUGUGCUCAGAACUCAUUGACUGCCUGCAUAUCUAUGGGGGAGGGCAGAGGAAUCAGGGGACGGCUGUGGAAAUCAGUGUGGGGCAUAUAUUGAGGAGGCUUCGGGCUUUCCAGCAAGCCUAGGGGAGAUACUGGUCAUUCCUGGAACUCGUACCCCCAAACCCAGCCUCCCUCCCCAUGAGUUUUUUCCACUUCGUCCUACCAGGUACCAGUUUUCAUAAGGCAGGGCGGCCUUGAGCCGGAGGUAGCUGCUUGCCAAUUGUCUUUGUGGCUGGUUUGUUUGUUUGUUUUUGUUUUUGUUUUUUUUUUAAAUUGUGACAGGGUCUCACGUAGCCCAGGCUGGCCUUCAACUCCUGUAGCUAAGGCUGGCUUUGCACCUCUCAUCCAUCUGCCUUCAUUUCCCGAGUGCUGGUGUGACAGGGUGCACCACCACCACCUGUCUUGAAAGUUGGCAUGAGUAAGGUAGCUAAUGUAACGUGGGCAGCCGAGGACAUUCCUGGGUACUCUUGUGGCGUCGUCCCUGAAGGACUUUGCUAAAUCCUGUGGAGAAAUACAAAGUCCAAUGCGGUACAAACUGUAUUUAUAUGUGUCUGUGUGCCAGUGUGUCGGGUAUGACCUCCUGUCCCAGUGUGGGUGCUCCCUGAGCUCUCAUGUUCACAUUCGUGUUGAAACUGCCAGACGGGCAGGGGGGCGGGGAUGUGUGUGUGUGUGGGGGGGGGUGGUCUGACCAUGUUCAAGAAUUGCUGGAUCAUCUCUCCCACACAUGGAAACCUCUGCCUCAAAGAAAUCUGUGAAAGCAGAGGUUGAGGAAGGGGAAAUUUGGGAGGCAAGGAGCCAGUUGGGAGUGUGUCUCCCCUUAUAAAGCUUCCCAAUGUCCCCCUUUUGCUGGAAACCCAGAUCUGGCCAAUAAACAGUUCAGUUUCUCUUGCUGCUGGCA